GGCCUCAGCCGCAGCUCAGACUCAGAUGAUCGCAGAUUUCAGAGAGAAGCAGACGAGUACAAACGGAAACGUCGAAACCAUUUUUGUGUUCAUUUGGGGGAAAUGGCUGUACAGGACGUUUGGAACCGCCUGAGGCAGUUUGAUGCCUACCCUAAAACUCUCGAAGAUUUCCGAGUUAAAACAUUUGGAGGAGCUGCAGUGACCAUCGUAAGCAGUAUUAUUAUGAUCACACUGUUCAUAUCAGAACUGAAUUUCUAUCUUACAAAAGAGGUUAUUCCAGAGCUUUAUGUGGACGCAACUAGAGGCGAGAAACUCAAAAUCAAUAUGGAGAUAGUAUUCCCCAAAAUGGCUUGUGCUUAUCUUAGUAUUGAUGCAAUGGAUAUAUCAGGAGAACAGCAGUUAGAUGUAGAUCAUAACAUCUUCAAGCGAAGGAUUGACAAGACCGGAACUCCUAUUAGUGAAGCUGAGAAGGAGGAACUAGGAAAGAAAGAGGAGGAAGAAUCAGAAAAGAAAGAAGAGGACCAGAAAGAAGAGAAGAAAGAAGUAUUAGAUCCAAAUCGAUGUGAGAGUUGCUAUGGUGCAGAAACAGCCGAUUUAAAAUGUUGUAAUGAUUGUGAGGCAGUACAGGAAGCUUAUCGUAGGAAAGGUUGGGCUUUCAGUGAUCCUUCCAACAUAGAGCAGUGUAAGCGGGAGGGCUUUGCCGAGAAGAUGCAAUCACAGAAGGAGGAAGGCUGUGAAGUAUUUGGGUAUCUAGAAGUAAACAAGGUUGCUGGUAAUUUCCACUUUGCUCCAGGAAAGAGUUUCCAACAGCAUCAUGUCCAUGUUCAUGAUUUACAACCUUACUCAGGAGGAAAGUUUAACAUGACACAUCACGUCAAAACAUUGUCGUUUGGAAUGGAGUAUCCUGGCAUGGAAAAUCCUCUUGACAAUACAAAGAUCAUUGAUGUUAAAGGUUCGUCCAUGUUUCAGUAUUUCGUCAAAAUUGUUCCUACAACGUACACCAAACUGGACCAAUCUAUAACGAGAACAAAUCAGUAUUCCGUCACAAAACAUGAGAAGCAAGUAACGACAUCGUUUUCAACGGGAGAACAUGGUCUACCGGGUGUCUUUGUUCUAUAUGAACUGUCUCCACUUAUGGUUAAAUUUAAAGAAGUAAAUAGGUCAUUUAUGCAUUUCUUAACUGGAGUGUGUGCUAUCAUAGGGGGAGUUUUUACAGUUGCUGGACUGAUUGAUUCCAUGAUUUACCAUUCAGCUAAAGCGAUACAGAAGAAAAUUGAGCUUGGGAAAGCUUUAUAGCACUUUAUCUCUCGCUUUCUAGGCAUAUGUACCAUUUCUUUAUGUGUAUGUUCUCCAUGAAAUAAUCAUGGUUCUUAAGGAGAAUGAAACCCUGGAAGAACAAUUGAAAGACCUGUAUAAAUUGGAAAACCUAGAAAGUUAUUACUAUUUUAAUGCUGAUGUCAUUCUACAAAGAUCAUCCCAUUGGCAAUUAUACCAAGAUGUGUGAUGUCACACAUAAACAAUUUCCUCAUUAAUUUUGUAGGUAAUAUAGUAUAGAUCAUGUUUUCUUUUGAGUGCAAGGAUUUACUGCAAUAGUUUUACAAAAUUCAUCAUGGACAAAUAGCUGGAGCUAAAUCAGAAUUAAGCUAAACAAUAUUUAUUGAAAGAUUUUUUAACUUAUCAAAUGAGAGAGCUGUUUAUGUGUGACAUCUAUAUCUUGUUCACUUUGCCAAUGAGAUCUCCAUAGCAUUAACAUUCUCGACAUUCAUAUGCUCCUAAAUUUUAAUUCAGAAGUGAGAAGAAAACAAAAAUUUAAGCAGGCCUAUAUGAAGGUUUUUCAAAAUAUGCUGGUGCCACCCUGGCUUUCUUGUUGCAUGUCUAAUUUUCAUUGUACUUUAUUCAUCAAGGGUUUCAUUCUCUUUAAUUCCUUCAAGAUAUUUUUAUAGCAUUUGCAUCCUAAAGGGGCAGUCACAUUUGGACAUCUUAGCUAGGGUAUGCUGACAUUCCGUGUGUGUGGCCAGCCGUUUUCCCUUUUAAUCUUGUUUCUUAUCAAGCAUUCCAUUCUUCAUAUUAAGAACUGCAGUUUGUUUGUAAACACAAAAUAUCAAGAAUUCAAAUUCUUCACAUGAAGAAUCAUAUGUGUAGUAAACAAUAAGGCGAUUCUUGAUAUAAAAAAUUUGGAUUAAGAAAAUGACUUGCCAUAGCCUAGGUAUGUCAGUGUACACUGGCUAAGAUGUUCAGGUGUGACUGUACCUUUAUUCUCUUACUUUUUGUUCUUAUUUAUUAAGGUUCAGUUGUAAUAACAGUCUUAGUAGUAGAAAACUGAAAAUGAAAGCGUUUGAAGGCAGUUGGCAACUUUGUCCGAGUUCAUUGAAUUCACUGAUUCAGCCGGUACUUCAUUCACAUUUGCACACCUUAAAGGUCAAGUCGACCCCAGAGAAAUGUUGUUAUGAAUAAAUAGAGAAAAAUCAAACUAGCAUAACGCUGAAAAUUUCAUCAAAAUCGGAUAUA
Messenger RNA from Lytechinus variegatus (green sea urchin), 2508 nucleotides. It is a transcript of the gene ergic3, whose product is annotated as endoplasmic reticulum-Golgi intermediate compartment protein 3-like. The transcript is spliced from 11 exons. The record is from RefSeq and is a predicted model, not a curated record. Gene Ontology annotation, cellular component: endoplasmic reticulum; Golgi membrane; endoplasmic reticulum membrane. Gene Ontology annotation, biological process: endoplasmic reticulum to Golgi vesicle-mediated transport; retrograde vesicle-mediated transport, Golgi to endoplasmic reticulum. Bases 103 to 1296 code for a protein of 397 amino acids. Lineage: Eukaryota; Metazoa; Echinodermata; Echinoidea; Temnopleuroida; Toxopneustidae.